Molecule: messenger RNA, 2700 nt
Organism: Penicillium riverlandense
Lineage: Eukaryota; Fungi; Ascomycota; Eurotiomycetes; Eurotiales; Aspergillaceae
Exons: 3
Coding region: 1-2700 (899 amino acids)
Source: RefSeq, a predicted model, not a curated record
AUGGAACCUGCAAAAGAGGAGACGGCUAGAGCACCUGCUACUAUCGCUUCUAGCCAAUCCCGGUACACGCCCAUACCCGCUACUGCGCAACAAAAAGCAGCACUAAGCAAUGAGGCACCCAUUCAACCUGCGGUUGUGUUUCCUGUUCUCUUUGAGAUAUAUCUCGCUCUAAUUCGGAAGCUCGAGAGUGGGUUCUGCCAAGACACACCACUGCCGUAUCGCGAGGUUAUCGGCCUUUUUGACAGCCCCGAAGAGCUUGCCUCACGACUUGUUGAUGCUGUCGAUCCAACAAUCCGACACUUACAAGGACAGACAAUCACAAGAGCCUUGUUAGACGAGGUUCGCGAAGCGCAGAUCAGGAACAACCUUUCUUGGACAGCAGACGAAGGAUAUCUUGACUAUGUCAUAGACGUACGCUUUGAUAAUUACUGGCGAAGUUACGUUGGACAGUCCAACGAUACACACCAGCGAGUUUCAUAUCAUAUCCGGCAGAUCAAAAAUGGUGCAUAUAAUACACUUCACUACUUUGUGAUCAAGAGAGGUGAGGGAUCGCGUGUCCCCAACUUCAUCAAACUGUGGAGGCUGGUCUUGCCUCGCAGUGUUGAUCCCGCUGUCAGAGAGGUAUGCAGCAAUGUGCUAGAGAUGGGAAUGACUCGAGCGUUUCAGUCACUCCCACCGAAAGAACUCGAAAACGCGUUUGGCGCUCCACUUGAGGGCGAGGAUGGCUUCUCAUUUGUCGGCCUCAACCUAAUUUCACCACUUCUCCAGGGAUCAUUCAUCUCGUCUUGGGAAAGGCAUCAAUAUUCUCUACAACUGAAAGGAUCAUUGGAUCCAGAUAUCCGAGAAUUCCCAAAUGUUCGCACAGAAUAUCACAAGAAACUCAAAACAGCCGAUAAUGGUGGCAUUCUUCGGAGAUACACCAAGGAAAUGUGUCAGAACGCGCUUUGGGCGGCGGCUGAUACUCAGCCAGGUCUGCGGGUACAUAUCGAGAUUUUCCAACGUCAGGUUUUUGAAGAUAAUGGCACUUCUCAAGGUCCUGAACAAGCAAAGGACGGCGAAUUCAAGUGGUUACAGGACGCCCUAGAUGAGCUGUCAGCGGCGGACAGUAAGCAUGUGGAAUGUUUGCUUCCUGUUGGAAACCGCAUUUCUCGCCUCGGAAUAGUCCUCAACGAAGGUGUCUGGGGAAAUCCUGGUAGAGAUGCUUCACCGGAUGCUUCAAUACCUUCAGCACUCGCUCAAUGUGGCUUCAAUGCCUCAAACAUUCUGCUCUGGACGGCUACGUUUCGUCGCCCUCUAUCUGUGGGCCCAGGGAUGCAGAUAUUUCCCGAUAGCCGACCUAUCAGUACACUUCAGCAGCUUAACAUGAGCCUCAUAUCGCGAAGCUUUGUAGAUGUUGUUCUAGUAUGUGAUGCCGAAGCUGAGAAAAUCUUGUUUGAAAACAACCCAUGGGUCAUACCAUUUAUGAUUCAGCUUGAUUCCUCCCACAAGUGGAGGUCUUGGAUUGAGCACCGACGCCAGCGCCGCUUGUAUAUCUCAUGCCCCUCACCACUGGUAGCUCUGUGGAGUGACCAUUGGCACAAGGCGGCGAGAGUUUCAGCAAUUUUCCGAUUUGCAGCCGUCUUUGCGGGGAUUCGAGGAAUUAAAUCUAGCGCCUGCGCUACAAGUCUGAUUGUACUUGAAGUCAUUCGUCUGUACGCGAGAGAGAAACAAGGAGGGGAGAAAGUUACGAUGCAAAACCUUGACCCACGUCUUAGGGCGUGGCUUGAAGUUUCUGGUUUUUCACAACAAGACGUCGAACUUCUUGAAACAUCGGCAGAGUCUCUAUCGACUGCGCUGCUUAUGAUACUCCUCUUACGGGCAGGCACUAAGAGAACUACACCAGAUGGAGCGAUAAAUCAAGCGUGUGCUCGCCCAAGGCUUCUUUCUUCUAAUCAGAAAAGAAGACGUGUCAUGGAUAGGACUCAGCUGGAGAAAGUCCGAGAAGUGUUGCAACAUGUCACUCAACGACAACAGACGGCUGCUGGACAGGCAGUAGAGCCUACCGGUACAUGUUCUGCAGAUUAUCAGUCUGUGAACAUUGAUAUUCAGCAUGAAGGUGAUCAGUUUGAAGGCUUGGAGAUCACAACUGAUGAAGACGGCGUGGUGUUAAACGCUUCCAUCCCUUUCGAGACUGGUUCUAAUCAGAAGUCAGCUACAUCAAUAUCAUCUCAUGAGUUGUCUUUACGGAUGAAGCUACUGCAAGGCACACAUGGACCCAAAAUCCACAAACACACAUCGAACAUGCAUCGAGCUUAUGUGACCCCUUGGUUUCCGUUACUGCUUUCUUUUGCAGACCACGAUACGUCUUGCAAAGAAGUGAGAAUAAAGGCUGAGAUUGUCAAUAAGAAACAUUCUUGUAUGUGGGCUUCGGAUGCUCGUGAUGACGAUCCAGCGAAGAGACUCGCAUUUCGUGUGACUUGCACGGGAGAAAACGGAUCUAUGUGGACUGUUUAUCCUUCUUGCACCGGGGAUUUGGCAGCCAAGAGAGCCAACAGCUUCGUGGAUUGGAUGGAUGGGCUUCCGAUAGAGGAAAUCAGCACGAGAGCCCGGCGAUUGAUCUCAUUUUCCAACACAAUGCACCUUCCGACGCUCUAUACUGAUGAAGCUGGAAAUUUGAUGAAGAGCGGAAUAAAGCGCAAACAGGAUGAAGUGAUUUGCUGA